AUGAGCUCCAAUGGUACCCAAGCACCGCCUGCCCCAGCUACAAUGUCGGGCAAUGAUGGCGCGACCCUUAGUGGUCAAUCUCUAGCUCAAAUACAGCAUAUUGGCGACUUGUCCAACAAGAUUGCACUGAUCACAGGCGCUUCCUCGGGCUUGGGACGUGCUAUGUCACAAGCUUUUGCAGCAGCUGGUGCCUUCAUAGUGAACGCGGACCUCACACCGAAUCCCCCCAAAGCGCCUCUGCUCGAGAAGACCAUGGCAGGCAGAGGUAUCAACUUCGAUAUGCCAACCGUUGACCUAGUCAACAGUCAAUUUCCAAGCCAGGACGGCAGACCACGAAUGGCAUAUGUACAAUGUGACGUUACUAAAACUGCUAGUGUCGAGGCUGCUGUAGCUUUCGCAGUGCAGACUUACGGUAGACUCGAUAUUAUGAUCAACAAUGCUGGUGUGACUGCUCAACCGCCAGGCGGACGCAAUCUGCGAACUCAUGAGAUGUCGGAGAAAGUCUACGAUAUUGGCAUGGACGUGAAUGUUCGUGGUGUUUGGCUAGGCAUCAAACAUGCCACAGCACAGAUGCUAAAGCAGGAAGCACAUACUAGUGGCGACCGUGGUUGGAUCAUCAACCUCUGUUCCAUCAUGGGCGUAGUUGGGCUACCUGGCGCAGCAAUAUAUUGUGCCACAAAAGGUGCUGUAUUACAAUUGACCCGAACUUGCGCAAUGGAAUAUGCCGAGGAUCGAAUUCAUAUCAAUUGUAUCAAUCCCGGAUUUGCAGAAACCAGUCUGCUCGAGGAUGCAAGGACUGAACUUGGUGAAGGAUUCAGUCCUUUUCUCAAUUCCUUGCAUCCAUGGGGAAGGCUCGCGAUGCCAGAGGAUAUUGCCAAGAUGGCCGUGUUUCUUUCCGGUCCAGGAGCAUCUUUCAUCACAGGCCAGCCAUUUUUUGUUGACGGCGGGUACACUGCCAGAUGA
Messenger RNA from Lithohypha guttulata, 963 nucleotides. RefSeq lists its product as uncharacterized. The coding region runs from base 1 to 963 and encodes 320 amino acids. The record is from RefSeq and is a predicted model, not a curated record. NCBI's taxonomy places the organism in Eukaryota, Fungi, Ascomycota, Eurotiomycetes, Chaetothyriales, Trichomeriaceae. The transcript is spliced from 3 exons.